Messenger RNA from Gymnodraco acuticeps, 3557 nucleotides. RefSeq names its product hook microtubule-tethering protein 1 (gene hook1). The coding region runs from base 190 to 2025 and encodes 611 amino acids. NCBI's taxonomy places the organism in Eukaryota, Metazoa, Chordata, Actinopteri, Perciformes, Bathydraconidae. The record is from RefSeq and is a predicted model, not a curated record. Gene Ontology annotation, cellular component: cytoplasm; centrosome. The transcript is spliced from 22 exons. Gene Ontology annotation, biological process: cytoskeleton-dependent intracellular transport; cytoplasmic microtubule organization. Gene Ontology annotation, molecular function: microtubule binding; dynein light intermediate chain binding.
AGAACUAAGCGGCGCCAUUCGCGUACGUCUUACGUUAUUUUACGGACAGCACUUCCAUAGUGGCUGUCAAGUUUACGUGUUUAGCGUAAGAGCGCUACCUCUUGGCAGCAGGUGAGGUCAAAUGCAGAGGAAAGGAGCGGAAGAGCUUUGCUGACAGGUGGAGGAAAAUACUUGAGCUUUUAAGCUAAAAUGGAACAAUCGGACGAGUAUAAAAUGGCACUGACCGAGAGCCUCGCAAUAUGGCUGCAGACCUUCAACACUCCUGCACCCUGCACAGCAGUGGGGGAGCUGACCACAGGAGUGGCCAUAUCACAAGCACUGCAUCAAAUAGACCCAUCAUGGUUCACUGACGGAUGGCUCCUUCGUAUCAAACCAGAUGUUGAGGACAACUGGAGACUGAAGAUGAACAACCUGAAGAAGAUUCUUCAGAUGAUCGUUGAUUAUUAUAAUGAGGUCUUAGGCCAGGAGAUCGCAGAGUUCCUGGUGCCAGACGUGGCUCUGGUGGCAGAGCACUCAGACCCCAAAGAGCUGGGGAGGCUGCUGCAGCUCGUAUUGGGCUGUGCUGUCAGAUGUGAGCGUAAACAAGAAUACAUUCAGAUCAUCAUGACCCUGGAGGAGUCUGUGCAGCACGUUGUGAUGACAGCCAUCCAGGAGCUCAUGAGCAGAGAGAUCACAGCCCCGUUUGGAGCCGAACUGUCCGGGGACUUGGAUCAUCAGCUGAAAAAAGCCCUAGAGGAACUCACUGAACUUUUAGCGGACAAGGAAGCAUUAGCCCAGCGCUGUCAGGACCUGGACAUGCAGGUGGCUGUUCUUCAAGAGGAACGGAACAGCUUAUUGGCUGAGAACGAUGUCCUAACAGACCGAGCCAAUCAGCUGGACACAUUCGAUGACCCCAGCACCCCCUCAGGAAGGAAACACAACCAGCUGCAGCAACUGUUAGAGACGCUACAGGAGGAGACCUUCAGGCUGGAGGCGGCUAAGGAUGACUACAGGAUCCACUGUGAAGAGUUGGAGAAGCAGCUGAUCGAGGUUCAGCACCGCAAUGACGACCUCACCAGCCUGGCAGAAGAGUCUCGAGCACUGAAGGAUGAACUGGACGUUCUGAGGAACUGCUCUGAUCGGGUGGUGAUGCUGGAGGCCUCAGUGGACACAUACAAACGUAAGCUGGAGAAUCUUGGAGAUCUGAAGAGGCAGAUGAAGCUGCUGGAGGAGAAUAACAUGACCUAUAUGCAAAACACGGUCAGCUUGGAGGAAGAGCUGCGCAAGGCCAACGCUGCCCGCGCACAGCUGGAGACGUACAAGAGACAGGUCCAAGAGCUACACAGGAAGUUGUCUGAAGAGUCGCGGCGAGCAGACAACCUGGCCUACGAGAUGAAGAAAUUAGAAGAAAAGCACGAAACUGUGAUGAAGGAAAAAGAGAGGACCAUCAUAGAGAGGGACUCUCUGAAGGAGACCAACGAGGAGCUGCGAUGCACUCAGGCUCAGCAGGUCCAGCUCUCACAAGCAGGGAUUCUUCCUUCUUCCAGCCCCAGCCAUGAAAACCUGGCAGCUGAAUUAAUACCCAUAGAGUACAGAGAGAAGUUCAUCAGGCUGCAGCACGAGAACAAGAUGCUGAGAGUGCAGCAGGAGGAACUUGAGGGGGAGAAGAUCGCUGCACUGCAGGCCCAGCUGGAGGAGGCUCAUAAGACACGCAGUGAACUGGACACUGAGAACAGAUUGAGUGGAGAGCGGAUGAGUGAGCUGCAGCAGCAGGUGGAGGACCUCCAGAGGGCUCUGCAGAGUCAGGCAGCCAAACCUGAUGAUUCAAACCUGAAACGGAAACUUGAUGCCCACAUGGUCCAACUGAACGAGGCUCAGGACGAAAUCAUGAAGAAGAAAGAGCUGUUGGAGGACCUGCAGCCUGACAACACUCAGAAUUCCCUGAAGCUGGAUGAGCUGAUGGCUGCUCUGAAGAAGAAGGACGAUGACAUGAGGGCCAUGGAAGAGAGGUACAAGAUGUACCUGGAGAAAGCUCGCAUGUUAUAAGAGCACUGGAUCCAAAGCUUAAUCCAGCCACCGCUGAGAUCCAGGCUCUGAGGAACCAGUUGGCCGAUCGGGACAAACAGAUUCUCAACCUGGAACGUCUGUGUGAGCAGGCCAAACUGAGAGAGUACGAGGAGAAGCUGAUUGUCACUGCGUGGUACAACAAGAGUCUGGGCUUUCAGAAGCUGGCGAUGGAGGCCCGACUCGGCGGCUGCACCUCCUCCGUGUUGACCCCCGGACAUUCUUUCUUGUCGCAGCAGCGGCAGGUCUCAAACGCUCCCCGCCGGCCGCUCUCCAUCAGCGUGCCGGCUGCUACCUCCAAGUAACCGUGUCAUAGAGCCAAACGUCUCACCUUAAGUCAAACAGAAGAAUACUCUCACUCCCAACAGUGAGCACUCAAGUGACCUUAAACACAUCUGCUCUCAGCGCUCGGGAGGAGGUCACGAUCGAUCAAUGAGCACUUCAUUAUCAGACAAAACAUUAUGGGGUCACCUAACCGAGACUUUAGCUUACUGUACCACCAGACACUGACUGCAGGAGGACCGCUAUUCAACAGGAAUCCACAACCUGUGUUCACUUCACACAAGUUACACACACUGUCCCAACCUGUGGAGCAUAUUUCCCUUCUGCCAUGAUAAUAUGUAUAAUCAAUUUAGCCUUCAGUCUCCUGACAUGAUGUAUACUUGAACAGGAAUGACAGAAAUGUAAAUGAAUGCUUAGCUAUAUAAUUCAGAAUUGAAGCCCAAGAUAUAUGAAUGUGUUUUUUUUUAAAGGGUAAAUUGAAUGCUUAAGCUAACUGACAGAUGAUUGUUGAUGUAUGGAAAUCUUUACCAUCAUACUAUGCUUACAAGUCAGUAACAACAUCCUGCUUACAGGCAAAAAGACUAAAUGUGCUUCCAAGAAAAGAUUAUUGCUAUAUUUGGUGCUGGCCACCAACUGUUGUUUAGCAUCAAAGAGUCAGUCACUUGUGACUUUUUACUCAAAUGCAACAAGCCCAUCAUGUUAAGAUGUGAAAAUAUUAUAAAUCUUAUUACGUAAUAAACUUCUGAGGUGCUGCAACAACAAAUCAUACACAAGAAAUCCAGGACUGGUGAAUUUGUCUUGUGUUUUCUACACUCCUAAAGCGUGAUUUGAUUUAAGUAAGUAAGGCCUUUGUAUUCACUGAAUAUUUUGAAAAUCUAAUUCAGUAGUGAUAAAUCAAGUUGUACAGCUGUAAUGGAAAUGUGAUUUUAACACCAGCUUCUGAUCCAAAUGUAAGAAUCAGGUUAAGCUUUCAUACAGCUCCUUAAAAUUGAGAAAUGUAGUUGAUAUCAAUUUAAUCAUGAAUGUUUUCAGGCUGUUUUAGUGUCUGUAAAAGCUCAGAGUGAGGAGCAGGUGUGUUAUUUGAUAUUUAAUAUAGAUAUGUUGGGUUAUUGGCUGUCCUCUAUGGGGUCUUAAGUUUAACUGCACUAGUUUCUCAACAUGAGUUAGCUGUGGGUUGAUUGCCUUGUCACUCUGUGUGUUUGCUAUAAUACUAAAGAGGCACUCUGUUAUGA